Xyrichtys novacula (pearly razorfish) is the source of this 4104-nucleotide messenger RNA. Lineage: Eukaryota; Metazoa; Chordata; Actinopteri; Labriformes; Labridae. The record is from the annotation of a GenBank genome assembly.
AUGAAGAACACUCCGGGACCCAGAGACACUGCUGAUGCAGGUCAGAGGUCAACCUCACCUUAUGCACACAUAGUGCAUAGUUACAGUUUUUACUGUUGAUUGGUUUGUCAGUUAACUUACAUUACAGAUAAAAAAUCAUAAUGUUCAAGACUUAAAUAAUGACUUUGUAAACCCACGAUAACUGGCCACCAUACACUCACAGGCCACUUUAUCAGGUACACCUCGCGAGUACCGUGUUGGACUCCCUUUUGCCUUCAGAACUGAUUCUUCAUGGCAUUCUUUCAACUAGAUGUUGGAAACAUCCCCCAGAGGUUUUUGUCCUUAUUAACAUGAGAGCAUCACACAGCUGCUGCAGAUUUGUUGGCUGCACAUCCAUAAGUAUUUCCCGUUCCACCACAUCCCAAAGGAGCUCCAUUGGACUGAGAUCUGGUGACUGGAGGCCACUAGAGUACAGUGAACUCACUUUCAUGUUCAAGAAACCAGUUUGAGAUGAUUUGAGCUUUGUGCAUUAUCCUACUGGAAGUAGCCAACAGAAGAUGGUAGGGAUGAACAUGGUCAGCAAUAAUACCCAGGUAGGCUGUGAUGUUUAGAUAAUGCUUAGUUGAUACUAAGGGACCCAAAGUGUGCCAUCCCCAGCACCAUUACACCACCACCACCACCAGCCUGAACUGCUGAAACAAGGCAGGAUAGAUCCAUGCUUUCAUGUUGUCAAAUGCUGAUCCACAAACUGAAUCUUUUCAGCUGAAAUCCAGCAAACACUUUUUUCAGAUCGUCCAUUGAGUCUGUGUGAAUUGUAGCCUCGGUUUCCUGUUCUUAGCUGACAGGUGUAAAAGACCUUUUGCUCUUCUGCUGCUGUCGUAGUCCAUCUGCUUCAAGGUUUGAGGUGUUGAGCUUUCAGAGACGGUGUUCUGCAUACCUUGGUUUUAAUGAGAGGUUCUUUAACUUACUGUAGCCUUUCUAUCAUCUUGAACCAGUCUGCCCAUUCUCCUCUGACCUCAACAUCAGCAAGGCAAUUUGGUCCACACAACUGCUGCACACAGGACAUUUUCUCUUUUUCUGACCGUUCUCUGUAGACAUUUUAGAUGGUUGUGUGUGAAAACCCAUGUCAUGUUCAGAGUCACUUAAUUCCUCAUUCUGAUGCUCAGUUAGAACUUCAGCAAGUCAUCUUGACCACAUCUACAUGCCUAAAUGCGCUGAGUUACUGCCGUGUGAUUUCCUGAUUAGCUGUUUGUUUUAACAAGCAACUUAACGGGUGAACCUACCUAAUGAAGUGGUCGGUGAGUGUAUGUGUUAUCAUUGGUGUCUCCACUUCAGAAAUCCUAACUCUUAUAUUAUCUGUUGUGUUCUGUGUCUUCCCAGUUUGAUGUUUAUUUUUCUUGAUGAGUUCAGGGAUGCGCCAGCAUCAACAUUUUAAAAGCCUCUGCGUAUUUUAAAUGCAUCACUAGACUAUUGUGUUCAUAUUUAGAGGCUUUGUGUGUUUUUGGUGAUUUUUCCAAAACACAGGUCAAGCUGCUGUGUGUUCAAACCAGCCAAGCAAUGAAAAGUAAAUGAGCUGUUACACAAAACACUGACAUUUGUUAACAAACAAAGAGUUUUGAUUUGAACAGUGUCUGAUGAUUGUGCUGUUGUGUGUUUGUCUCCUCAGGGCAUGCAGGUGUUUCUGCAAAUAUGAUGAAGAAAAAGAAUCCCCACAAGUGAGUCAAAAUGCUCCGACAUUCUGAAUCUCUUUUUUUGUGUUGAUUUCUGCCAGACCAGAAUAAUUUCACUCAAAUUUUCUGUAGCUGUAGGACUGUUUCUGUGCAACUAAAAUGACAAACAAAAAAACACAACCUCAAUAACAAAUGUUGUUUUUAUUUUCUCAAAGAAAACAUAAGAGCAGUCUGGGCCCGACCACCAAAGUUCUGUCGCAGCCACGACGCAACAUCGUCGGCUGCAGAAUCCAGCAUGUGUGGAAGGAAGGAGGGGGACAUGUGGUCUGGAAAGGAACUGUGCUGGACCAGGUAAACCGAGGGUGGAGUAAUCACUGACGGAAAGACCUACAACACAUUUCAAACAACACAAUAAUUACCAUUUGUGUUUGUAUGUCCACCAGGUGCCAGUGAACCCAUCCCUCUACCUGAUUAAGUACGAUGGUUUCGACUGCGUUUAUGGUCUGGAGCUUCAUAAAGACGAGCGGGUUCAAGGUCUGGAGGUGCUCCCUGACAGACUCGGUAAGACUGAAUUGAGAUCAGGAUCACACAGUGGAGAUUGAGGACCACACAGUGAGUUCACUACAUCUGGAAUGAAAAAGUGUAUUUAUUGGUUAUAAGAUUUUAAAACUGUCAAAUCAACUGAGAUAGAAAGAAACAAGAAAGUGCUGAAAAGUGAAGUAGUGCUCUUCUUUACAUGGAUUUGUGUUUCCCUGCAGCGAAAUCCCGUUUAACAGACGUCAACCUAGCAGACACCAUGAUCGGUAAAGCAGUGGAGCACAUGUUUGAGACGGAGGAGGGUCCAAAGGAGGAGUGGAGGGGGAUGGUUUUGGCCCGUGCUCCCAUCAUGACCACCUGGUUCUACAUCACCUACGAGAAAGACCCGGUCCUUUACAUGUACCAGCUGCUGGACGACUACAAGGAGGGAGACCUCCGCAUCAUGCCUGACUCCAGUGAGUGAAGCUGCCUUAUUCAGCUUGUUAGACAUAAUUAAAGCAAAAUAGAGACCAAUUUACCAUCAGAGUGAUUUUUAUUAUUUUAAUUGCAGUAUUCACGUUAUAGUUUUAUUGUUAAUAAUUCAAGUUGGCUGGAUAGAUUUCCAAAAUUCAUUUGACAAAAAUCUAUUAGAGUCAAUUAAUAUCAACGUGCAGAACAGGCUCAAAAAAGAGGAAUCAAUGCAGACAUAGUCAUACAAUGUGAAAAUGCUGCUACAAGAGAGCUGAGCACUAAAGUAUUUAAGACUCAGUGCUCAGUUUUCUAAAAUAAACAUGCCCAUCUUGUCUGAUGUUAGUCAAAGUCGUUAUAAAUUCUUUUUCUCCAGCUUAGCAGCAGAACACUCACACUCAGGAGGCACUGAUGGUGCUGGUAUGCAGACCCAUGAAAGAUUAGGAAGUCUCUUUGAUUUAGUUUUUUACCAGUCGGUUGGCUUAGAAGUCAAAGAUGGCACAACAUCCUGGUAAAAAGUUUCCUGUCUCUUUGUAGUGGCGGCUGUGGUGCAUCGCUCCCCAAAAAGAGCUUGUGGAGACCUCAUGCAUGGCUGUGGUCUGACUGCAGGAAGUUAUUGAUUGUAUAGAUAAAAGGUUUCAGAUGCCGAGUCGUUCUUCUAGUUUAUGGCUCACAAUAAUGCCUUUAUAGUAUAAGCAUUUAUACAGAGUCCUGUGAGUACCCCAGCUCUAACUUAUACUGUUGAGUUAAACUGGGUUUUAUGGGUUUUAAGUUUAUCUUAUUCAAUUUGCUUUAUUAACUUCUUAUGUUAAUAAAAUGUUGAACUAAUCUCUAGUUUCUUUAGUUUUUAGUACAGAUGCUUUAAAACUAGCAAUUAAAAAAGAAAAAAAACAGAUAAAAAUCGAGAUCGGACGAUAUGACAAAAUAUAUCCUUAUAAUUUCUUUUACCAAAUCACCCAGUCCUACAAGAGGGUCUCCUUUAAGAUGAUAUUAUUGUAUAUAUUAUUGUAAAACACAGAAAAUAUCUCAGCCCAUAGACUAAAAGCAGAGGAGAAAUUAUUUUCAUAACCCUGUUUUGAAAUGAAAAAAACAACAACAGCCAAAAUAUGAACACAAAAUCAGCUCUAAGUUCCAACAGAUCUGUCUUGGCAGAUGUGUCUUUAUAUCGACAAGAAAAGUCCCAGCUGCUCUUUGUUUUCAGUCCUAUCAGAAAGUCCAGUUGAGAUGCAGGACAUGGUCAGUAAAUCCUCUCCCUCUGUGUCCUACUGUAGAUGACAGCGUCCCCGCAGAGAGGGAACCCGGAGAGGUGGUGGACAGCCUGGUGGGCAAACAGGUGGAGUACGCCAAAGAGGACGGGGGCAAGCGAACAGGCAUGGUCAUCCACCAGGUGGAGGCCAAACCAUCGGUCUACUUCAUCAAAUUUGACGACGAUUUCCUCAUUUACGUCUACGACCUGGUCAAAACUUCUUAA